AUGGAGCUGGAGCGCAACUCUACGUCAGCUAAUUCAUCAGGAUCUGCAUAUGACUCUGUGGAAAUAUUUGUGGAACUUGUGCCUUCCUCCCAAAGUAUCUCACUUUUGUUCAGUUAUACCGCAUCCAUUUCAUCUUUUAUUCAGUGGUUUAAAACCUUUAGUGCCCCUGCUACUGAUGCAUUGAAAAUGAAUCUGGAUGCAGCAAUUAUUGAAGGAGUUUGUUGUGGAUUAGGAAAGGUGCUACGUAAUCAUAAAGGGGAGAUUCUUAUGUCUGCUGCUUUUCGCCUUGACCAUUCUCUUCCACCUGAAGAUGCGGAAGUAGAGGCUGCUUGUCUUGGUAUUCAGCGUGCACGAGAUGCUGGGUUUCGAGUUUUCACAUUAGAAUUUGAUUCCUUCCUUCUCGUUAAUCAUGUGCAGAAGAGAUUGGUGUUGCCUUCGUAUUUGGGAACCAGAAUCCAAUCACUCUUAAUGGAGAUGGAUGAUUGCAGCUUUGUCGAUUGUCUUCAUGUGUUUAGAGAGGCUAAUCUGGUUGCUCAUGCACUUGCAAAAUUUGCAUUGAACCUUGAUGUUGACGAACCCAUUUUGAUGGAAGAGUUUCCUCCUUCCAUAUCUGGUCUUGUAGCUCUGGAUGCUUUGUCCAUCUGA
Molecule: messenger RNA, 645 nt
Organism: Hevea brasiliensis (rubber tree)
Lineage: Eukaryota; Viridiplantae; Streptophyta; Magnoliopsida; Malpighiales; Euphorbiaceae
Exons: 3
Coding region: 1-645 (214 amino acids)
Molecular function (GO): RNA-DNA hybrid ribonuclease activity; nucleic acid binding
Source: RefSeq, a predicted model, not a curated record